Molecule: messenger RNA, 2844 nt
Organism: Carassius carassius (crucian carp)
Lineage: Eukaryota; Metazoa; Chordata; Actinopteri; Cypriniformes; Cyprinidae
Gene: zer1
Product: zyg-11 related, cell cycle regulator
Exons: 16
Coding region: 214-2532 (772 amino acids)
Cellular component (GO): Cul2-RING ubiquitin ligase complex
Molecular function (GO): protein binding
Source: RefSeq, a predicted model, not a curated record
GCGCACCGGUGACCCGGAUGUGGCGCAGCUUGUGUUGACAUCAGAGCGGCGGCGAACUUCAUCAGAUCAUGUUCAUAUUUGUCCGUUUCCUGUGAGUCGAAGCGGCGCGUCAGUCGCUGUGCGGGCGUCAGGUGUGCAGCAUCUCCAUGUGUAGCUCCUGAGUCCCGGAGCGUGUCGUUUUGUUGUUGACCUUCUGACUGACCCGAGGUCAUCAUGGCCAGUAAAGCGGGAGACGACCCGGACAGCCUGAUGUCUCUGUGCACCGUCUUCUGCCUGAAGAACCUGCGGAGAACCAUGUGCUACAGCGAAGGAGAGCAGAACCGGCUCCAGCUGCGGCCGGACGUGUUCCUGCCCGGCGAGAUCUGUGACCGGCUGGUGAACGUGUACAUGGAUCUGGUCCACACUGACAGUGACUUUGAGGCGCAGGACGGCUUCUUCCAGAUCUUCAGUGACCCGCGCAGCACCAGACUGACCCGCCUGCAGCUGAGGGAGGAUCUGGUGCUGGACCGAGACCUGGAGGCCAUCAGGGAGCAGGAUCUGAUGGAGCUUCACCUGACCUACUGCAGUCGUCUGACGUCUCGAGGCCUGCGGACGCUCCACAGCUUCAGACACUCGCUGCGGUCUCUCAGUCUGUUCGGCUGCUCUGACAUCUUCUUCAGGAAGGGCGGCGCUCCGCUGGCGUACGGAGAGGAGGACGAGGACGAGGAUGAUCUGCAGCGGCACUCUGUGGACAAGGACUUCAGCUUCCAGGGCUUCGAGCGUCUGCGUGUGCUGAACCUGGCCGGUCUGCCGGCGGAGCUGGACGUGGAGACACUGCUGCGGCCGCUGACCUCUCUGACCUCUCUGGACCUGUCUGCUGUCCAUCUGCCCCGGCCGGCCUUCCUCACGCACUGGAAGGACAGACUGGCGUCGCUGGUGCUGUAUAACGUGGAGCUGACGGAGGAGCUGAUCCACACACUGCUGCAGAUGAGCAGACUCAGACAUCUGGAUAUCUCUCGAGAGAAUCAGAGAACGUCUAAAUUCAAGAUGACGAGGAAGAUCUUGAGCAGUAUCGUUCAGAGUCUGGUCAAUCUGGUGUCUCUGGACAUCUCUGGACACAUCAUGCUGGAUAACUGCACGGUGCCGGCGUUUGAGGACGCUGUGGGCCGGCCGAGCAUAGAGCCGUGUAAGAGCAGCAUUUACCCGCUUCAGGAGCUGAAGAGACCGCUGCAGUUCUUAGGACUGUACAACACAACACUCUGCAACGUCACACACAUCCCUGCACAUAAGGUCACCGGCUCCAAGAACGAGGAUCAGAUCCUGAACGCUAUCGAGGCGUACACAGAACAGCGUCCCGAGCUGGCCCACCGAGCCAUUAACCAGCUGUUCGACAUCGCCCGGAUUCAGCACUGCAGCCAGCUGCUGCGAGCACUGCAGCUGGUGAUCACAGCGCUGAAGACUCAUAAAUAUGACAAGAGCAUUCAGGUGACGGGCAGCGCCGCUCUGUUUUACCUCACCAACACCGAGUACCGCAGUGAGCAGAGCGUGCGUCUGCGCAGACAGGUCAUACAGGUGGUGCUAAACGGCAUGGAGCAGUACCAGGAGGUGACGGUCCAGAGGAACUGCUGUCUGACGCUCUGUAACUUCAGUAUUCCUGAGGAGCUGGAGUUCCAGUAUCACAGAGUCAAUCUGCUGCUGCUGAAGAUCCUGGAGCCGGCGCGUCAGGACGAGUCCAUCCAGCGCAUCGCCGUCCAUCUGUGUAACGCUCUCGUCUGUCAGGUCGACAACGACCACAAAGAAGCCGUCGGCAAGAUGGGAUUCGUCAAGACGAUGCUGAAUCUGAUCCAGAAGAAGCUGCAGGACAGAAUGUGUGAUCAGGUGAUGGAGUUCUCGUGGAGUGCGCUCUGGAACAUCACAGACGAGACGCCUGAUAACUGUCAGAUGUUCCUGGAGUGUAAUGGCAUGAAUCUCUUCCUGGAGUGUCUGAAGGAGUUUCCUGAUAAGCAGGAGCUGCACCGUAACAUGCUGGGGCUGCUGGGUAAUGUGGCUGAAGUGAAGGCGCUGAGGCCGCAGCUGCUGACCAAGCAGUUCAUCACAGUGUUCAGUGAGCUGCUGGACAGUAAAGCGGACGGCAUCGAGGUGUCCUAUAAUGCCUGUGGAGUCCUGGCACACAUCAUGUUCGACGGGUCGGACGUCUGGACCAUGGAGGAGCCCAGCAGGUCACAUGUCAUGGACAAGAUGUGGGCAGCCAUCCAGAGCUGGGACGUCAGCUCGCGACGCAACAUCAACUACAGGUCGUUCGAGCCCAUCCUGCGUCUCCUUCCUCAGAGCUGUGCUCCGGUCAGUCAGCACUGGGCCACCUGGGCGCUCUAUAACCUGGUGUCUGUUUACCCGAGUAAAUACUGCCCUCUGUUGAUAAAGGAAGGCGGCAUUAUUCUGCUGCAGAAAGUUCUAGAGCUGGAGUCCUCUCAUCAGGAGACCAAAGACAUGGCACGUAAAGUGAUGGAGCAGUGUGAGAACUUCCAGGAGGAUCCGAUGGACACCAGCAGGUAAAGACAGACGGUCACCAGCGCUGGACGUCCAUCUGAUGUGAUCGUGAUGUUCCUCACUGACACUGACGGCACAGAAACACCUGUGUGUUCAUGAGGAGGACGCUACGCUGCUCUCCUACAACACACCUGUGUCACGUCACACUACAGUGAGCUCACGAGCGUGUGUGUGUGUGUGUGUGUGUGUGUGUGUGUGUGUGGCGGGCUCGUUUCUGUGUUGCACAUGGACAGCAGUGAGAGCUGCCUUAUUCUAGGGUUGUUUUUAUUUGUAAAUGAUAAUGUGCCCAAGUGUUUGUGUGUAUAUAUAUAUAUAUAU